AUGGCACUGGCUCCGCCUUCGCUUCUGGUCCUCCGCUUCGAGCACCCGGUCUCCGGAUGUUCCAGAGUUCGCACUGAAACCACCGGGGUCCGUUCCCCUCUUGCAGCUUGUCCCUUCCUGUGCAGUGGGCUCCUGGGCCUGAGCACUUGCCAGAGAUGGCUGAGAGCUGCCCGGUGUCAGGCUCGAGCCAGGGACGACACGAAGACAUGUCACCGCCGGAGAGGGAGACGCCAUGCCGCUGCCAGCAUUGCGUUUUGGGCAGCAGCACCGCUCCGGCCUGCAACAGCAGAGUCUCAGAGCCGUCAGGGUGAGCUGGUGACGGUCAGAGACCCGGAGACUUACAGUGCCUUGGCCUACAGCCCACGGGAUGUCAAAGGGCCGCUGCCACUGCUGGUGGUCCUGCCUGGUGCGGGCCGCAAUGACAAAGAUGCGACCGACCUUGCAAACAUCCGUGGGGAGCAUGGUGGCCUGGUUCCGAGCCUCAUCGCCCAGGGCAUCGCACCAGCGGAUCUGACAGAGAACUUCGCUGUCCUAGCGCCUUAUGCUGCCGGCAAGAAAAGCUUCUACGAAGAACCACGCAAGAAGAUGCUUCAAUUCAUCGCUUGGGCUUGCAGUGACGCGGGAAGAGCUGCAGGUGUGCCAGCUGUGGACCCGAAGCGGCUCUUUCUGUUUGGCUUCAGUGAUGGAGCUACUGAAGUCAUGGAGUUGGCUAGCACACGGCGCUUUGCAGGCUGCGUUGUAGCUGCCUAUGGCUUCACUGGCGAGCUGCCACGUUUAGCUCUGGAGCGGCUGAAGGACAUUCCCGUUUGGGUUUUCCACUCUGCCGAUGACGUCAUUUUUCCAGUGAGCUGCAGCGACAAGCUGGUGAAGCGUCUCAAGGAGACAAACUCUCGCGAUGUGGUGCGAUACACGCGAUAUGACAAAGACCAGGAGGGUUUCACGGGUUCUGUGCGUGGCCACAGCACAGGGAUCACAGCCUCCCGGCAACCGGAUCUCUAUCGCUGGCUCCUGCAGUUGACGCCACUGGAUUGA
Molecule: messenger RNA, 1032 nt
Organism: Symbiodinium sp. CCMP2592
Lineage: Eukaryota; Dinophyceae; Suessiales; Symbiodiniaceae
Source: the annotation of a GenBank genome assembly